AUGAUGAUGGCUUCUCCUUCAUCUCUAUCUCCGCCGGAGAUAUCCAUGGAACUACACAUGGCCAACCGAAAGAAGCUAUUAGGUUCACUUCGCGACCAUCUAUCUCUCUCCUCUCGCCAUCUCAGUGGCUUUGUCCUUCUGCAGGGUGGUGAAGAGCAGACUCGGCACUGUACCGAUCAUAUCGAAUUGUUCCGUCAGGAAAGCUAUUUUGCUUACUUGUUUGGAGUGCAAGAACCUGGGUUUUAUGGCGCUAUUGAUAUUGCGACUGGUGAAUCAUUACUUUUCGCUCCGAGAUUACCUGAUGAUUAUGCAGUUUGGUUGGGAGAAAUUAAGCCUCUGUCCUACUUCAAGGAAAGAUACAUGGUUAGCUUGGUUUACUAUACUGAUGAAAUAACAAAAAUUUUGCAUCACCAAUACCAAGGACCGGGAAAACCAUUGCUUUUUCUUCUGCAUGGGCUCAAUACUGACAGUAACAACUUCUCUAAACCAGCAUACUUUGAGGGGAUUGACAGCUUCGAGACAGAUUUAAAUUCACUACAUCCCACUUUGACUGAAUGCCGAGUCUUAAAGUCUCCGCUUGAGCUUUCUGUCAUACAGUUUGCCAACGAUAUAAGCUCUGAAGCCCAUGUUGAGGUUAUGAGGAAUGCAAAAGUAGGCAUGAAAGAGUAUCAGUUGGAGAGCUUGUUUCUUCAUCACACUUAUAUGUAUGGUGGCUGUAGACACUGUUCAUACACAUGUAUAUGUGCAACUGGAGGCAAUAGUUCUGUGCUCCACUAUGGUCAUGCAGCUGCACCUAACGACAGGACUUUGGAAGAUGGUGAUAUGGCAUUGCUUGACAUGGGAGCUGAAUACCAUUUUUAUGGUUCUGAUAUAACUUGUUCCUUCCCGGUAAAUGGGAAAUUUACACACGACCAGUCCCUUGUUUAUAAUGCUGUUCUUCGUGCACAUGAUGCCGUCAUAUCCAGCAUGCGACCUGGAGUAAGCUGGGUUAACAUGCACAAGUUGGCUGAAAGAAUCGUUCUGGAAUCGUUGAAGGAAGGACACCUCCUAACUGGUGAUGUUAAUGAUAUGGUUCAGGAGCGACUAGGUGCUGUUUUUAUGCCCCACGGCCUUGGACACCUUCUGGGAAUUGAUACUCAUGAUCCUGGGGGUUAUCCGAAGGGAGCAGAAAGGCCUAAAGAACCUGGUUUGAAGUCGCUGCGUACGAGCAGAGAACUCUUGGAAGGCAUGGUGAUAACAGUGGAACCCGGAUGCUACUUUAUCGACGCCUUGUUACUUCCAGCAAUGGAAAAUGAACAAACAUCAAAGUAUUUCAACCAUGUCCAGAUCAAGCGAUUCAGAGGUUUUGGCGGAGUUCGAAUUGAGAGUGAUGUGUAUGUCACUCCAGAUGGUUGUUUGAACAUGACCAAGUGUCCACGGGAGAUAAAAGAUAUCGAGGCUGUUAUGGCUGGUGCCCCUUGGCCGAUUAGCAAGACUAGUGGUUUUAUUCCUUCUGCGAGUGAGAAAACCUAA
Messenger RNA from Striga hermonthica, 1512 nucleotides. NCBI's taxonomy places the organism in Eukaryota, Viridiplantae, Streptophyta, Magnoliopsida, Lamiales, Orobanchaceae. The record is from the annotation of a GenBank genome assembly.